Messenger RNA from Kwoniella shivajii, 2598 nucleotides. RefSeq lists its product as uncharacterized. The record is from RefSeq and is a predicted model, not a curated record. Gene Ontology annotation, molecular function: ATP binding; single-stranded DNA binding; ATP hydrolysis activity. Bases 1 to 2598 code for a protein of 865 amino acids. Lineage: Eukaryota; Fungi; Basidiomycota; Tremellomycetes; Tremellales; Cryptococcaceae. The transcript is spliced from 9 exons. Gene Ontology annotation, cellular component: MCM complex; nucleus. Gene Ontology annotation, biological process: double-strand break repair via break-induced replication; DNA strand elongation involved in DNA replication; DNA replication.
AUGGCAGAUCUACCAAGCACGCAGGAUUUGAUGCCUAUCCUCGCUGAUGAUCUCAUGCGAGAUAGAGCUCGUCAAUUUGUAGAAUUCUUGGAUGAUGAUACACAAGCGAACUACAACUACCGAGAAUCGAUUAAAAGAAUGUUGGAUAUGGAACAAGUUCGACUCAUAGUCAAUUUAGACGAUUUACGAGAUUACGAUAGAGUUUACGCAGAUGGUUUACUAUUACAACCAACGUCAUACUUACCGGCUUUGGAUGCAGCUCUCAUGCAGCUCGUACAGAGUCUACAUGACCCUGUGAAACACAGAAUUACCGGAAAUGAAUACUACGUUGGAUUGAGAGGUUCAUUCGGUCAACAACAUUGCAACCCUCGAACAUUGAGAAGUCAUCAAAUUGGAAAGAUGGUCAGCUUAGAAGGUAUCGUCACUCGAUGUUCACUCGUACGACCUAAAAUGCUCAAAUCAAUUCAUUUUUGCCAACCUACUGGAAAAUUCCACUCUAGAUCAUAUCACGAUGCGACCAUCAUUGCUCCUUCAUCAACAAUGACAGGUUCAACGACCGUUAUCCCUCAAGAUGAUGGUGAAGGUCAUCCACUGCUUAUGGAAUAUGGUCUUUCAACUUUUAGAGAUCAUCAAACUAUAUCUAUACAAGAAAUGCCUGAACGUGCACCAGCGGGUCAAUUGCCAAGAGGUGUAGAAGUGGUCUUGGCGGAUGAUCUAGUAGAUUGCUGUAAACCAGGUGAUCGAAUACAGUUAGUUGGUGUGUAUAAAUCAUCAGGUGGUGGUGCAGGUGCAAGAGGAUUCCAGACAUCUAUCAUAGCCAAUAAUAUAAUUUUACUAUCAUCAAAACAAGGUGGUGGAAUCGCUCAAACACCACUUACAGAUACCGAUAUUCGAAAUAUCAAUAAAUUGUCGAAACGGAAAAACAUUUUCCAACUUUUGUCUCAAUCACUCGCACCGUCCAUCUUUGGCUCAGAUUACAUCAAAUCCGCUAUAUUGCUUCUACUCCUCGGUGGUGAAGAGAAGAAUCUGAAAAAUGGUGCUCAUAUAAGAGGUGACAUCAAUAUUCUCAUGGUUGGUGAUCCUUCCACAGCGAAAUCGCAAAUGCUUCGAUUCGUUCUCAACACUGCUCCCUUGGCAAUCGCCACUACAGGUAGAGGAUCUUCAGGUGUUGGUUUGACUGCUGCGGUCACAACGGAUAAAGAUACUGGUGAAAGGCGUCUUGAAGCUGGUGCAAUGGUAUUGGCAGAUAGAGGAGUAGUCUGUAUUGAUGAGUUUGACAAAAUGUCAGAGGUGGAUCGAGUAGCAAUUCACGAAGUAAUGGAACAACAAACAGUCACAAUCGCCAAAGCCGGUAUACACACUUCUCUCAAUGCAAGAUGUAGCGUAGUAGCUGCCGCAAAUCCCAUUUAUGGACAGUACGACGUUCACAAAGAUCCUCAUCGAAAUAUCGCUCUUCCCGAUUCCCUCUUAUCCCGUUUCGAUUUGUUGUUCGUUGUUACAGACGAUACAGAUGAACAAAGAGACAGAAUGAUCUCGGAGCAUGUACUGAGGAUGCAUAGAUACCUUCAACCUGGAGUCGAGGAAGGUGCUCCAGCGAUUGAAAACCUCUCGCAAAACCUUGAUGUAGGAGGGGACGAAGCUGAAUCACGUAUAGUGGAAACUCCCGUUUUCGAGAAGUUCAACCCACUCCUUCAUGGAGGAGUAACCACUUCUUCAGGCCGAGGCGCAAACAAGAAGAAGGAAGUCUUGAAUAUAGCCUUUGUAAAGAAAUACAUUCAGUAUGCCAAGAACCGUUGUCAUCCAACCCUGACCAAAGGUGCUGCAGAUUGGAUCGUCAGUGUUUAUAGUGCGUUGAGAAACGAUGAUCUCGCUGGAAACCAGAAGAGGACAUCGCCACUUACCGCUCGUACACUCGAGACACUCAUUCGUCUUUCUACCGCACACGCCAAAGCUCGAUUGUCGCCCUCCGUGGAUGAGCGAGAUGCUAUGGUAGCAGAGGAGAUCCUUCGAUUCGCUCUGUUCAAGGAAGUUCUCAAACCCGAACGAAGAAAGCGAAGGAAGCUCAAUGCUGGAGCAUCCGUAGAUGACUCAGAUGAGGAAGAUGAAGACGAAGAAGAAGGUGGCGAAGAGGAAGUCACCAGAGUGACAGCUUCACAAAGAGAAAGAGCACGGGAGAAGAAUCGAAGAAUGGAGGGUGGGCCUUCAUUAAGAGGCAAUACACCUGGUUUACCUGCUGUACCAGGCGUACCUGCGGAUGAAGAAGAUGAUGUAGAAAUGAGAGAAGCGGAAACAUCUUUAUUAGCUACUCCAGGUGGAAAUGGUCAUGGAGAUGCAGGAGAAGAAAGCGAAGCUAUUCAAGAAACAGAUGCUGAAAUAUCACCUGCAAGAUUAGAUUUAUUCCGAAAUAAGUUAUCAACAAUAUUCGAAAAUCAAUUAGAUGCAGAUGGAACUAUAGAGAUCACAGAUCUGGUACCUAAAGUGAAUGAAGGUUUGAAUACAGAUGAGUUAUUCGGCAACAGAGAAGCCAGAACGGCAAUCCAAAGAAUGAGCGAUAGGAACGAAGUCAUGUUUGCUGAUGGAACUGUAUAUAAAGUUUAG